Molecule: messenger RNA, 1471 nt
Organism: Drosophila ananassae
Lineage: Eukaryota; Metazoa; Arthropoda; Insecta; Diptera; Drosophilidae
Product: lipase 3
Exons: 3
Coding region: 55-1227 (390 amino acids)
Biological process (GO): lipid metabolic process
Molecular function (GO): hydrolase activity, acting on ester bonds
Source: RefSeq, a predicted model, not a curated record
CGAAACUGUAAUAAGAUUAUUUUUGGCCCAGUAGAACUGCAAUUGGUGGGGAUCAUGUUGGCGGUUUUGGUUUUUUUAUUGGCUUUAGAAGGUCUGCAUUUUGCCACGUCAGAUACUUUGGAGACAAUAAAUUUGCACAACUAUCCAGGGGAGAAAUAUUAUGUAGAGACUCCCGAUGGCUACAUCCUGACACUGUUUCGCAUUCCGUAUUCGCCGUCUCUUCGCAAUGAGCACCUUCCCAAGAAGGUUGUCUUCCUUCAGCACGGCCUCAUUGGUUCAUCGGAUUCUUGGCUGCUGACCGGUCCUCAAUAUGCCCUGCCCUACGUGUUGUCCAAUUCGGGCUAUGAUGUGUGGCUGGGAAAUUCUCGGGGGAAUCUCUACGGACGAAAACAUACAAAAUUCAGCCCUAAAAAUGAAGAGUUUUGGAAGUUCACUUUCCACGAGAUGGGACUCUACGACCUACCCGCCCAAAUCGAUUAUGUGCUAAAAAUCACGCGGCAGGAGGAACUCUAUUUUGUAGCCCACUCUGUUGGAGGCACUGAGUUCUUAGUCAUGCUCUCUGAGCACCCGCAGUACAACAAAUUCUUCAGGUCUGUCCAUUUGCUGGCUCCGUUGCAUUUCUGCAAACAUAUAAAAUCUAAACUUUGGUCGAUGGUUGCGAAAGCCUCUCCCUUGAUGAGGGAUGAGCAGUAUUCGGCCAGCAGCUUGACGUCCAGCGCAAUGAAUAUGCUUUGCAAGCUUGCAUUAUCCUCUUUGUGCCAAAAUAUAAUGUUGGACCUCAUUGGAGGAAAUUCAUCUUAUAUUAGUGACGACAUCAGGCCGAGAAUCGCCUCAGUUGAGUCCAUGGGAGUUUCAACUCGUCUAAUGAAGCACUUUGCCCAGUUGUACGAGUCAGAUCACUUUGCCAAGUAUAGUUAUGGAAACGAGGAGAAUAUUAAAAGGUACGGUCAUGACACUCCGCCGGAUUACAUCCUGAGGAAUGUGAAGCCUGCCGGACUGUUCUAUGUUUACCACAGCGAAACGGAUGACUUGGUGAGCAAUACGGAUAUGAACCAUUUGACCAACGCAGUGCUUAACAUUCUCUUGCGGCGUGUGCCGGUCGCUAAUUGGAAUCAUCUGGACUUUGUCUUCGCCAGAGAAGCUGAGAAAUUAAUUUACAGGCAAAUCGUGACCAAUAUGGCAUUGAGUCCUUCGAUUCCUCUUCCAAAAAAUACUACUAUUAGCUAAGAUAUGUUCCUUUUUUUAACUGCUUUGUAUACCUAGGAGAUAUUGUGUUUCUUAAAACUUUGGAAAAUUGUUUAAGCUUUAAAGAAUGGCUAAUAGAAACUUUAAAAGAAUUAUAUAUUUGAGUCUAGGCUCAUAAUAAAGACAACACGGUAGUUUGCAUCCAUGCAAAAUCUUGAUUAGGCUAUAUCUGAUUGAUUUUCCAUACCUCAACUAAAAUAAAACAAAAUUAUAUUCUUAAAACCUA